Molecule: messenger RNA, 2124 nt
Organism: Oryzias melastigma (Indian medaka)
Lineage: Eukaryota; Metazoa; Chordata; Actinopteri; Beloniformes; Adrianichthyidae
Gene: drc3
Product: dynein regulatory complex subunit 3
Exons: 13
Coding region: 377-1897 (506 amino acids)
Molecular function (GO): protein binding
Source: RefSeq, a predicted model, not a curated record
AACAAAUUUAUUUAUUUAUUUAUUAUUUACAUAUGGUUUUCUAGAAACGAGUAAAAACAGAGAUGCGCUGCAAAAAUAUUUUUUCAUUCAAUUUUUUUCCCCUGUGAAACAUAUUUAAGAUAAUAUGAGUGUGUUGAUAUAUAGAGGUAAUUCAGAGAUUUGGGUUUGGUUUCACUUUUCUAAAUUUAAUUUAUAAUUGAGUGAUUUCUUUCUUUGUUUCCGAGUCAUUCCUGUGCACUUGAACGCCGCAACGAAGCAACCUGUUGCUAUGCGACCGCGUAGACACAAAGGAAAUUGUAACUCGCAUAUGUGAAGCUUCUAUCAAAUGGCUACAAAAAUAGCAAAUAUCAUUAUUAUUUGUCUUUGAAACCACAUCAUGGAUCCAGUACCCAGCAGGAUGAACAGGGAGAUGAUCUGGGAUGAAAUAAAGAAAAACAUCAAACUGGAUUCCGUUGCUGAAGUGGGCAACAUUUGUCCCACUGAAGUUGAUGCCAUUAAACUGGAAUACCAAAACAUCCUUCGGAUUGACUCAUUACAAGAAUUUACCUCCCUGGUUCAGCUUGACCUAAACAACAACCUCAUUAAGAAGAUCCAGGGCCUGGAUUCUCUCAUUAAUUUGACAUGGCUAAAUCUGUCAUUUAACAGGAUCGAGAAAAUUCAGGGUUUGGAGUCUCUGCAGAAACUCAAGGUCCUGAACUUAACAAACAACCAGAUCACCAUCAUAGAGAACAUGGACAAACUUGAAAACCUCACUCAUUUCUUCAUUGGAAGUAACCUCCUUGACCAACUGGAAAAUAUUUUGUACCUCCAGAAGUUCAAGAAAUUGUUUCAUGUUUACAUGAAAGGAAAUCUCUUCUCCAAUGAGGAUGAUUACCAAUUGUUUAUUGUUGCUUUUUUGCCUAAUUUGAAAAUCUUAGACAACAAACUGCUUCACCGGGAGCUUAAAGAAAAGGCAUCCAGCAAAUACCAAGCUGACAUCGAGAAAAGGAAUCAAGAGGAGAGUCGAAAGCAACUGGCCGAAGAGGCUCUGCAAAAACAAGAAGCUGAGCUGAAUUUACACAAAGAGGCCUUUGUGGAGAAUCUCAAUGGGCCACAUUUGUUUAACAGCAUGUUUGAUGAGGAUUUUCUCUCAUCGGCCAUUCAUUCUGUUCCAGGAGUUGGAGAUCUUCUUCAAUCAUUUGAGAACCAAAUGGUGGGACUGUGUGAGCAGUUAUUCCACAGAGGUUUGUCAGAGCGGGAACAGAGGGAUCGAGAGCUGAAAUUGCUCCUCAGUUCCCAGGAUGAGGUGGAGGAGCGUUACAAAAACCAAACAACUCUAGUUCUGGAGGAUUUUAAUAAGCAGCACAGAGAGAGGAUCAAGAAGUUGAAGCGUUUAACCGCCCAAAACUCUGCCUCCGAGGAAAUCAGCCGUGGCUAUGAUGAAAUCAACAAACUCACUGAAAGACUGAUGACACUGGAGUUUAAGCUUAUCAGCAAGCUGGAGGAGAACAUCGGAAACACUGAAACUUCCAUCUCAGACAAUAUCACUGACUUCAGUGAAACUGCCCAUGAAAUAUUUACUGAAUGUCGUAACCUGGAAGAUGAUUUUCAUCACAAAGUCCAAGAAAUUAUUUUGGCAACUCUGGAGAAUGUUGCCAAAAAAAGUCAGAUGGAGAACCUAUCACAAGAUUUCUUUACAGACAAAGAAAAUGUGAUGCAUGCACUGGACACCAACCAUAAACACCACCUGGGGAGACUCAGUGACCGAGAGCAAAAGUUACUUUCAUCCGCGAGUUCCUGGAAAAUUGCCUUCUUCAAAGAAGUUCAUGACAAAGUAACUCAGCAGAACCACAUGCGCAUCUCAGACAUCCAUAGAUAUGCAGGUUUUUUAAGGAAGGAGCUGGAAGGGCUUCAGUAGUUUUAGAAGUGAAUUUCACUGCAUGGAAGUAGAAGUUAGAUUUUUUUUCUCAGUUUCAGUGUUCCUAUAAAUUGUAACAAUGGUUUAAAAUAUGUACAUCUGUUUGAAACUAAAUAUGCAAAUGUACACAUUUUUGAAUCAGUUAUUUAUGCAACUUUUCACAUGAUGUCAAAACACUUCAGCAUUGAAAUGUAUUGUGUUUAUGUAAAUAAAAAAAACAAGAUUUA